CGAGCUGCUUGACCCAGCUCUCUUUGCUGGCCAACGGUCACCCCCUAUCUGGUAAGGCAAUUACAGCGUUCUGGGCCCUUGCGCCUCAAAAGCUCCCCAGUCAGUGUCUGUGAGUCACAAUGAAGUUCUCAAUGGUGUUGUUCCUUGCGCUGUCCGCGAGCGCGGUGGUGCGCUCCACCGCGUCCGGCUUCCUGGCCGCCCCCGUCAGCGAGCAGGACGCCGCAGGCUCCCUCGCCCUCGAGCUGGCGGGCGCCCCGGACGGCCGCCUUGCCGCGCUGCAGGACGCGCUGCGCCCCACCUUCGCGGCCCUCCCGAAGGACGCCGCCGGGGAGCUCGGCCACCAGGCGGUGCGCUACGCGCUGCACCGGCUCUUCGUGCAGCAGCGCGGGUGGUACAUCAAGGGCCUCGAGCCGGGCGCCGACGCGGCGAACGCGUCGGAGUGGGUGCCCUCGUUCCUGCAGAGCCGCCUGGAGCAGCGCAGCCUCGGCCGCGGUGGCGCCAGCCUGCGUGAGCUGGCCGCCCUGGCCGCGGCGCUCGAGGACCUGAUCGCGAAGGAGACCUCCGACCGCGUCGCCAGGGCGUACGGCGUGCUGGCCCGCGCGACCUCGGCGAGCCUCAGCAAGGAGGACGCGCUCGAGACCAUCUCGAUCUACUACGCCGGGUUCCUCGACGGCGGCGACCUGUCCGCCGGCAGCCCCCAGGAGGCGCGGCGCGAACUGGAGAGCUUCACCAAAAACUACGUCGGCUGGGCGGAGGCCGAGGCGUGGCUCACGGACACCCUGGCGCCCCACUUUGCUUCGGGUGGUGGUGACGCCUACUCGUUCGACCAGGUCGUCCAGAUGGCGAAGGUGAUCGGCGAGCGCUACCACACGCUCAACGAUCUGGAGUGCCGCAGCCUCAAGGGCACCAUGGGCGAGCUGGAGGGCCGCGCCGGGCGCGUGCGGCUGCCCGCCUUCUACAGGAAGGGCCUCUACAGCCACUGGCAAUUCGACGAGCGCCCCGAGUACCUGCGCUUCGUCGGGGCCCUCGACGAGUCCGAGCCGGGCUCGCCCGCGGUGAUCCUUCCGAACUACCUGUCGGCGCGCACCAAUUGCCUGGAGGCCUCCGGCCUCUACGCGCUCUGCUGCCGCAACGAGUGCGAGGACCUGCUGGGCCACCUGGAGAAGCAGGUCGGCGCGCCCUCGGCUCCGGAGCUGGAGGUGGCACGGCUCGUGGCCGCGCUACCCUCCGACACCGUCGAGGCGCCGCGGUUCCUGUCCUCCGCGCUGCUGGGCCGCCUCUCGGAGAUCGCCGCUGGCAACGGCGGAGUGGUGCCGCUGCACGGCCGGCUGUUCGCCCAGUGGAUGCACCACGCAUUCCCGCGCGAGUGCCCUUACCCGCACGAGGCGGGCACCACCAGCCCGCAGACGCCUGACGAGUGGCUGCAGCGGAUGGGGGAGACCCACAAGCUGUCGCUGGAGGAGAGGCGGAGGACCGUGGAGGAGGACACCUGCGCCUUCGAGCCGGAGUUUGGCCCGGCGGCCGGCUGCGGCGGGGGCGGCGAGGAGCUGCCCUGGAGCAGCACCGAGGAGCUCCUGGACGAGGCCACCGGGCGGCAGCGGCCCCGGCUCCCGCUGUGGCUCUUCGCGCCCUGCGGCCUGCUCGCCGCCGUGCUGCUGCGCGGAGGCGCGGCCGGGCUCGCGAAGAGGCCGGCCGCGCCGAGCUCGCUCUGCUCGGACCUGUGCGCGUCGAUCGACAAGUACGCCUAGGGUCCAGCUGGCCGGCAGCCACACGAGGCCCCCCGGGCCGUCGCCUUCCAUAUAUUCACCGAGCGCGCUGCGCUACUCGCAAAAGUGCCGGCUCGCAAGCGCCGGACAAAACACGUGUGUCUGCUUCGAGGUAGCUGGUCGUAGAUCACCCGCGGCGGAUCCAGGCCACUUGCGAGCAGCUACUCUGCGAGUGGGUGGUGGAACGCGCCUGUCUGCGCGUGCAACCGUGCAGCCACCGCCCCGCGAAGCCGGGGCGCGCGGAGCCGAGGCCUUCGGCCCGCCGCUGCGCUGCGGGGGGCGCCCUGCGUGCGGCUUGGCGCCCCUGCUUCCCCCCCGCCGUCCCUCCGAGGCGGGAAUCUGUCCAGGUCCACUGCCUGGAGGGUCAGUGCCCGGAGCCGUCGGCAGGCGGUGGAUAUGGACAUGUUCGGGCCCCCGGGGGCCGACAUAUGU
This is a messenger RNA of Prorocentrum cordatum, 2198 nucleotides long. The record is from the annotation of a GenBank genome assembly. NCBI's taxonomy places the organism in Eukaryota, Dinophyceae, Prorocentrales, Prorocentraceae.